This is a messenger RNA of Syzygium oleosum, 1124 nucleotides long. Its product is annotated as V-type proton ATPase subunit E. Bases 184 to 876 code for a protein of 230 amino acids. Gene Ontology annotation, cellular component: proton-transporting two-sector ATPase complex, catalytic domain. The record is from RefSeq and is a predicted model, not a curated record. Gene Ontology annotation, biological process: proton transmembrane transport. The transcript has 6 exons. Lineage: Eukaryota; Viridiplantae; Streptophyta; Magnoliopsida; Myrtales; Myrtaceae. Gene Ontology annotation, molecular function: proton-transporting ATPase activity, rotational mechanism.
UACACGCUCGUGUCUCUCUUCGCUUCACUCCGGAAGACGCCUCUCGAUCCAUCUCCUCCUCAUCGGAAGGAAGUUUCCCUUCCUCUUCUCUCCCCUCUCCCCUCCUCGAUCCUCGUUCGGAUCCGCCGUCUCGGCCCGCCGCCCCCGCCGCCGCCGAUUGCCCCCCCGCCGCCGGCAGCGAAGAUGAACGACGCCGAUGUGUCGAAGCAGAUUCAGCAGAUGGUCCGGUUCAUCCGCCAGGAGGCGGAGGAGAAGGCCAACGAGAUCUCCGUCUCCGCCGAAGAGGAGUUCAACAUCGAGAAGUUGCAGUUAGUGGAAGCGGAGAAGAAGAAGAUCAGGCAGGAGUAUGAGCGCAAGGAGAAGCAAGUGGAAAUUCGAAAGAAGAUUGAAUAUUCGAUGCAGCUGAAUGCUUCUAGGAUCAAGGUUCUUCAAGGUCAAGAUGAUGUGGUUAAUUCUAUGAAAGAGGCAGCAGCCAAGGAGCUUCUUAGCGUGAGUCAUCAUCACCAUGUCUAUAGGAAGCUUUUGAACGAUCUCAUUGUCCAGAGUUUGUUAAGAUUGAAAGAGCCUGCAGUGCUACUUCGUUGUCGAAAGGAUGACCUGCAUCUGGUGGAGUCCGUCCUGGAUUCAGCCAAAGAGGAGUAUGCAAAGAAAGCAAGCGUUCAUCCUCCAGAAAUCAUAGUCGAUGAUCGUGUUUAUCUUCCACCUGCUCCUUCCCAUCACAAUGCCCAUGGCCUUCACUGUUCAGGAGGAGUUGUUUUGGCUUCUCGAGAUGGGAAAAUUGUGUGUGAGAACACACUUGAUGCGCGAUUGGAUGUUGUCUUCAGGAAAAAGCUUCCAGAGAUCCGCAAGUGGCUAUUCGGUCAGGUUGCUGCUUGAUUUGGUCAGAUUGCUCUGGUUUGGUUGUGCCUAUAUUGUUUAAAUCAGAAAUCUAGGUUCGUGGAUGUGUCUGGGCAUGGGAGAUCGUGUGUUCUUUGUAAGCUUCGAUUGUUUUGUGCUCUCAGUCGAAAAAUCUGUUCUUUUGUUUUUCAAGAUUAUUUCCGGAGCCUGGUAAAGCACUGAUUGCUACUUAUAAUUAUUUGAUAAGACUAGCUAUUUACGUCCAAUAAAAAUGUCAGAUUGCCGAU